AUGCAAUUCGGUGAUGAAAGAGAGCACACUUUGAGAGAAGUGGCUUCAUUAGGCAACGUCAAGGCGACCCUUCAUUUAGCUCAUUCUGGCGUCAACCUAAACUCGCAGCAUGCCAUGAACGGCUGGACAGCUUUGCAUUGGGCUGCGCAUAGAGGCCAUGAACAUGUUGUUACAGCCUUAUUAAGAAGCGGUGCAGACCCGCUUAUCAAGACUCAAAAAGGACAAACAGCUCUUGAUUUGGCUGCAAAUCAUGAAGCUGCUGCUGCCGUGUUACGUGCUGCUGUAGGUGACAAGGCAGAUAUGUCUGUGGGACCUGAGCCAGCUCUUCCUAUUGUGCCAACAUACAUGCAAAAUCCUGAUUUAGAAAAGACUUGGCUGUUGCCUGAAGAGUUCUCCGAGAAUAAGGUUGAAAACAUCUUGAGAAAGCAAAAGGCUGCUGAUUUGGUCAAAAAUCCUGAUCAAGAAGUAUCUCCAUCGACACCAGCUACAUCAUCCGCUUCAGUACCAUCAUCAUCAUCAGCAGCAGCAGAAGAGAGAGAAGUGCUCGUGUAUUUGUCGCACCGUCAAGAUGAUAGUCUAUUGGGAUCUGUUUACUUGAAAAAUCAAUCAAUUGAAACUGCCAUUGAAGAUAUUAAAGAGGAGCUGGAUGGGCUACCUGAUUCAUUCACAGUUUCUCGCCAUAAUGGUAAAGUCAGUAUUCCCAUUAAUCCCAAGCAAAUGAGCAAAAGAUUAUUAGACAUUUUCCGAAAUGAGAAUGAUGUGUUGAUUGUUGUUGAAUCAAAGCAAUAA
Messenger RNA from Mucor velutinosus, 789 nucleotides. RefSeq lists its product as uncharacterized. NCBI's taxonomy places the organism in Eukaryota, Fungi, Mucoromycota, Mucoromycetes, Mucorales, Mucoraceae. The coding region runs from base 1 to 789 and encodes 262 amino acids. Gene Ontology annotation, molecular function: protein binding. The record is from RefSeq and is a predicted model, not a curated record. The transcript has 4 exons.